AUGACAGUUAACAUAAUUUUUAAUAUUUUUUUGGUGAACUUUCGCUGUCUAGCAUCUAUCAACUGCCGCGUUUCCUUUAACACUGUGCGUCAAGCGCGGUGCGGUGUGUUGAACGGUUACCAUCGGAUAUUAGACAUUAAAAUGUUCUCAUCCUUGUUGGAGACGGCGCGGAACUCGCCAUUCCGCACCCCCCUAUCCACGGCGAGCUGCGAGCCCGCCAUCACAGACACACAGGGCAUGGCCGCGUCUACACCAGUAAAUGGCGACUCCUGCGAGUUCGGCUCGUCUAAAUACUUCGCGCUCUGCGGAUUGGGAGGCAUCCUCUCUUGCGGUAUCACACACACGGCCGUCGUGCCCCUCGAUUUGGUGAAGUGUCGUCUACAAGUGGACGCGGAGAAGUACAAGAAUGUGGUGAACGGGUUCAAGGUGUCCGUGCGGGAAGAGGGCAUGAGGGGUCUCGCCAAGGGCUGGGCCCCCACCUUCAUUGGAUACUCCCUACAGGGUCUGUGCAAGUUCGGUCUGUAUGAAGUGUUCAAAGUGGGCUACUCGGGCAUGUUGGAUGAGGAAACAGCGUACAGCUACCGUACGUUCGUGUAUCUGGCAGCUUCUGCGUCAGCUGAGUUCUUUGCUGACAUUGCUUUGUCCCCUCUUGAAGCUGCUAAGGUAAGAAUCCAGACGAUGCCCGGGUUCGCGAACACGCUGCGCGAGGCGUGGCCCAAGAUGGUGCAGAACGAGGGCUAUGGUACCUUCUACAAGGGGCUGGUGCCGUUAUGGGGCCGCCAGAUACCAUACACCAUGAUGAAGUUUGCCUGCUUCGAAAAGACACUGGAGUUGCUGUAUAAGUACGUGGUGCCGAAGCCCCGCGAGCAGUGCAGCAAGGGCGAGCAGCUGGUGGUGACGUUCGCGGCGGGCUACAUCGCCGGCGUGUUCUGCGCCAUCGUCUCGCAUCCCGCCGACACCGUCGUCUCUAAGCUCAACCAGGACAAGACAGCCACAGUGGGCUCCAUCAUGGGCAAGCUCGGCUGGGCCGGAGUAUGGAAGGGACUGGGACCCAGGAUUGUGAUGAUUGGUACCCUCACUGCCUUGCAAUGGUUCAUCUAUGACGCGGUUAAGGUAUGGCUGAGAAUGCCACGACCCCCGCCACCAGAAAUGCCAGAAUCCAUGAAGAGGCGCCUCGAAGCCGAAGAGGCCGCGAAAAACAAG
Messenger RNA from Brenthis ino (lesser marbled fritillary), 1203 nucleotides. The record is from the annotation of a GenBank genome assembly. NCBI's taxonomy places the organism in Eukaryota, Metazoa, Arthropoda, Insecta, Lepidoptera, Nymphalidae.